Messenger RNA from Erpetoichthys calabaricus (reedfish), 2871 nucleotides. RefSeq names its product translocase of inner mitochondrial membrane 17 homolog B (yeast) (gene timm17b). The transcript has 6 exons. Gene Ontology annotation, cellular component: mitochondrial inner membrane; TIM23 mitochondrial import inner membrane translocase complex. Gene Ontology annotation, biological process: protein import into mitochondrial matrix. The record is from RefSeq and is a predicted model, not a curated record. NCBI's taxonomy places the organism in Eukaryota, Metazoa, Chordata, Cladistia, Polypteriformes, Polypteridae. Gene Ontology annotation, molecular function: transmembrane protein transporter activity. The coding region runs from base 107 to 625 and encodes 172 amino acids.
CUCCCAAAAAGGGGCCGAGCUUGUUUGAAGUCUCGUUUAGGAUUGGGUGAUUGUAGUCCAACCUUAGACUGCUAGUCUUAUGUUUUUCCGUUCUGAUCGAUGAAAGAUGGAGGAGUAUGCCAGAGAGCCAUGCCCCUGGAGGAUUGUAGAUGAUUGUGGAGGAGCAUUCACCAUGGGUGCAAUUGGUGGUGGAAUAUUUCAGUCAGUUAAGGGCUUUCGCAAUGCACCUAUUGGAUUUCGUCAUAGGCUGCGAGGAAGUGCAAAUGCAGUUAGGAUCCGGGCACCUCAAAUUGGUGGUAGUUUUGCUGUUUGGGGUGGUCUGUUUUCCACUAUAGAUUGUGGUUUAGUGAAGCUUCGCAGAAAAGAAGACCCUUGGAACUCCAUUACCAGUGGAGCAAUGACAGGAGCAGUGCUAGCAGCACGGAGUGGGCCUUUAGCUAUGGUGGGCUCAGCAAUGAUGGGAGGGAUACUCCUAGCACUGAUAGAGGGAGUUGGCAUCCUCCUGACCAGAUACACUGCACAGCAAUUUCAAAAUCAAAUAAUACUUGGAGAGGACUCAGGCCCAUUUCCUCCAAAGGAUUCAUCUCCGCAGAAGGGCUACCCUGGAUAUGGACAGUACCAGUAGACUAGCACAGUUCCAGCCUUGAACAUUAUCUACACACCAUGAUGGGUUGUGCUCCUGGCAAUGGGGCUGAAUAAGCUACAGCAGAUUGUGCAUUUUCCAGUUUUCUUUAAACAGUACAGGCUUGACUCAGUGUGAUCCAUGACAUGAAGCUGUAACUAGAUAGAUUUAAGCUGCAGCCAUUUGAAGCCAGCAUUCCUGACACAGGAAAACAUUUUUUUCCUUCCCUGUGGAUUUUUUUAUACUUCUGGAUGGAUACUUUAUUUUUACAUUUUAGUGCAUUACAAGAAAAAUGAUCCCUUAAGGUUUUCACCAAGACUAACUUUCAGUUAGCUGUUCCUCCAGUUCAUGUCUCUGUUUUACCUGGCAAAUAAAAAGCUGCCACCAGCACAGAACAACAGCAUUUUAUGCUGUUACAGCAACUUGACAAUUAUUGCCUAUAUGUUGUGCUUAGAAAGGAGAUGACAGCUGUCGAGCAGAUUAAAACUAAAUGAAACAUGAAUUCUAAUUUUGAACCUCUUAGGCUGACAAGUGGACUCUCAUUUGUUGUCAUAAAGAAAUUCCUGCUUGGUAAAGGUGAAAGCCUGCUUUCUUUCCAGGACUGGCCAUUAUGACCCAGACAGGCUUUGUGAGUUUUAAAUGUAUUAACAGAAUGUGACAGGGGAAUUUGGUCAGUUGCAUAAUGCUAUGCUGCACAACUAGCCUUCCCAACGAGGAUGGUACUACACCGUUUUAAUAAAAAGACCACUGUAUGUUUAGUGUUCUAAUUAAAGACCUUAGUGGCUUGUGGAACUACUAUAUCUCCCUCAGUGUUGGGUGUUUCAGCUUCAUUAGUGUUUUAGCAAAGUGACUGGAGGGAAAGGGAGCCAAUUGCUCGGCUCUCAUUUAAGGGCAAUUUUUACUCAAGACUAAACUAAAUAAGACAUGCCUGUCAUGCAGAAAUAACAUGGCACUUGGUGGAAUAUAAAAAAAGUUUCCUUUUGGCUUUCAGAUGCUCCACUUUUGCUAUUGAAUUGGAUGAUAAAAAUCUCUGGAGUUGUGUUUCUCAUUUCCAUUUUUUUCCACCCUUCUUUGCAAGUGCUGCCCUACCAGUGACCUCAGUGUUUAUGUAGGAUCUGGAGAUCUCGAGGGCCAGUCUGAGGCUCGGUUGGGUUUAUAGCCCCAGUUUCAAUUUCUGUUUCCUCUUAUACAAGUCUGUCCACACAGAGCCAAGGGAAGACAAGUACAUUUUGUUCCAAAAAUGACAGUGUCGGCUUGUUAAACAUCAGUCAGUUAUCCACUGUGACUUGUAAGCUGAUGAACAGGGUGCACAGAUUGCUCUGUGUGUGAUUACAGGCUUAUUCUUCAGACAGAACAAUUAUACUGUGCUUGCUUGCUUAUUUUAAUCUUAGUUCCUUGUAAAAAAAAAAAAAAAUUACCAGAGCGACCAACUCCUGGAUAGCUUUAGUGUUGUCAGAGUGGUCAUCAUGCGUAAAUGCAAGUAUUUAUUUCAUGUACUAUGCAUUGUCUCUUUCUUUGAAUAGCAAAAAAUUAAUAAAAAGCCAUACGCACACUUGUAUAUUUAGGAUUAUGAAGACUCUCAUUCUAAUUAAAAUGUGCACCAAAUGAAGUUUAGAUUAUUGCACACCUCUCUGAAGAUGUUUCCUGUUUGUGGCAUUAUUAGUUUAAUAUUUAUAUGGUUUGGCAGCAAUCAUUACAUGGGUCUUCAGCUAGACAUGAAAUGGAUGUGUUUUUAUUUUUUAUUGAAAUGAUCACUGUGAUUUGAAAAGAUUUUUUUUUUAUUAUUGCUUAUAAACAAGGUAAUAGCUGGUCUUGCCUGAAUCGCAUGUAAUGGCUGGUGUAGUGCAGUGCAGUGCCUGACAUUCAUAAUUCAAAUUCUGGACACAUGUUGAUUAGGAACAUUGCACCAAUUUUUGAGGAUUAGUUUAUUUUGGGGGUCUUGGAUGUCUACUUUUUAUCCUUGUAGCCUCCUGAGUAAGCAAGCUGGAAAAAUGCAGCCUCGAACUCCUAUGAGUCUGUUACUCAGUGGGAAGACAAACGACAAUUCCAAAGGUAAUGGCAGGGAAGUAAAUGGCAAUCGUUCCCUAUUCAUCUUUAUAAUGUGCACCCCCCGUAUUAGCAUAAUUGAAAGUGCAAUAAAUCUCUUUUGCAAGUUAAACUAAUUGUGUUAUUUUAAAUAUGUAUGUUUCGUCAUUUAAAGUAUAUAUUUAUAACCCUUUAAAUAAAAACGUAAAUGAUGUUUGGAUGUG